CUUUGGCCAUUCAUUCGAACGCGAUCGAUUACUCGUUCGUUCCGCGCGCUCUGCAACUUUUCUAGUAGUUGUGCGUGGUUGGUACGUGAGACUUGGCGCUCGGCGGGAUCAAAAAUGGCUCUGUUCAGAAUUACAUCUACGAAAUUAGUAGAAGUGCAGAAAGCAUGCCCGACGGCAUCUAUUCUGCUUCGGGGCCUGAGCGCCGAGAACACCAACCUGAAGAGCGUACUCCAAGAAAAGAUCCCCAAGGAACAGGAGAAGAUCCGCGACUUCCGCAAGAAGCAUGGCAGCACUAAAGUCGGCGAGGUCACCGUCGAUAUGAUGUACGGAGGCAUGCGUGGCAUCAAGGGUCUAGUGUGGGAGACCUCAGUCCUGGACGCCGACGAGGGCAUCCGUUUCCGCGGCAUGUCCAUCCCUGAGUGCCAAAAGGCCUUGCCCAAGGCUAAAGGCGGCUCCGAGCCCCUACCCGAGGGUCUGUUCUGGUUGCUUGUCACCGGCGAUGUUCCCACCGACGCUCAAGUCAAGGCCAUCUCCAAGGAGUGGGCACAGAGGGCCGAGCUCCCCGCGCACGUGGUGACGAUGCUGAACAACAUGCCCGCCAAGCUGCACCCCAUGUCGCAAUUCUCCGCGGCAGUCACCGCGCUCAACAGCGAGUCCACCUUUGCCAAAGCUUACUCCGAGGGUGUACACAAGUCCAAGUACUGGGAGUACGUGUACGAGGACUCGAUGAACCUGAUCGCCAAGCUGCCCGUGAUCGCCGCCACCAUAUACCGAAACACUUUCCGCGACGGCAAGGGCAUCGGCGCCAUCGACGACAACAAGGACUGGUCCGCCAACUAUUGCACCAUGCUCGGCUUCGACGACCCACAGUUCACCGAGCUCAUGCGCCUGUACCUCACCAUCCACAGUGACCACGAGGGCGGCAACGUCUCCGCGCACACAACCCAUCUGGUCGGCUCUGCGCUGAGCGACCCCUACCUCUCCUUCGCCGCCGGCCUCAACGGCCUCGCUGGACCCCUGCACGGUCUCGCCAACCAAGAGGUACUUGUUUGGCUAGAGAAGCUUCGCAAACAGGUCGGCGACAACUGGACGGAGGAGGGACUCAAAGAGUUCAUCUGGAAGACGCUCAAGUCUGGCCAGGUCGUGCCUGGCUACGGACACGCCGUGCUUAGGAAGACUGAUCCCAGGUACACUUGCCAACGCGAGUUCGCCCUGAAGCACCUGCCCAACGACCCCCUGUUCAAACUCGUCGCCGGCGUGUACAAGGUGGUGCCCCCGAUCCUCACCGAGCUCGGCAAGGUCAAGAACCCGUGGCCCAAUGUGGACUCCCACUCUGGCGUCCUUCUACAGUAUUACGGGCUGAAGGAGAUGAGCUACUACACGGUGAUGUUCGGCGUGUCGCGCGCGCUCGGCGUGCUCGCGCAGAUGGUGUGGUCGCGCGCGCUCGGCCUGCCCAUCGAGCGGCCCAAGUCUCUCAGCACCGACAUGCUCAUCAAGCAGCUCGGCAAGUAACCGCCACAACACCAACAAUUCACAACGACCACUCGGUCCAAUGAAUUGAACAAACAGUUCGAUUCACACCCGACCCGAUAGUCAAUACCGACGCGCUCAGCGUCACAGAUCAGAAACCAAUCACCUAGAAUUGUAUUAAUUUAUUAUUUCAUCUAGUAGUAAGAGUAAGUGAUGCAUUUGUUUGAUUGCUGUUUGAAUUUAUAAUUAUUAUAAUUGUUGUUUAACGUAAGCAAAUAUUGCUACCCGUGUACUUAUUUCUGUGAUGAUAUUAUUGUUUAACUUUAUAUAUUGUAUUGUAAAUUAUUAAUAUUAUUUAUAAUUAUUAAUAUUAUUUACUAUGCUAAAAUUAUGUUUGUUAUAUACCUAUUAUGACAAGUAUCUGAUUGACUAGUGGUGUGAUUCGACUGCAAACUUCACUUAGCUGUGUAACGAACGAAACUACCUAGUGUUGUAGAAUUCAAUAAUUAAUUCAUAGAGCGGUAUGCUGUGCAUACCGCACUAUAGAAAAUUAUGUAUAUUAUAGUGUUAACGUAUACACAUCAACAUCAUCCACUAUUUAUUGAAAACAAAACGAGUAAACAAUUUUGUAGUUGACUCAGUAUUCUUUUCUGCAUUGUAACCGCAAUAGCUGUUAAAGUACAUAGAACAUAAAAAGUUUUCAAGUUUGUAGCUUCCUCACUAGCGUAGUCGCUUAGAGUACGAUUUUAACGGGGAUUUACGUCAUACUUCGCUAUACUUUCCUUUAUUACAUUGAAAUAUCUGUCACUUCAAAUUUUCUAUCUUCAAAGUAAGUUUAGGUAGCUAUUGUAAUUUAAUUUUGAGUUACCAAAGUAUGUACCAGGUUGUUGAAUGUACACUAUGUUUUUGAUUUAAUAUUAUUGCGCCGUUCGAAGGUCGGAAUACGCUCAGUGCUGAUACCGAACGUACUAUGACCCCACGAACGCGAUAUAAAAUUAUAUCAUAAUUAUGUAUUCAUGCUAGAAAAGCAGAUAUUUUCAACCAACCUUACGCCGUGGUUUUGGAGUUAUCUUCAUAUAACUGGUUGGUUGGUUUUGGAGUUAUAUUCAUAUAGAUCUUCAUUUACAUAGUGAAUUCAUUGCUAUUUAUUAAAGCCAUCUCAUUUAGUGUUGGCGGCCCUCCGUCUUGUGGGAGAUGGGAACGUUGGUUUGUCAGCGUGUGCUGUAGUUGUAUACAAGACGCGAUCCAAUAAUUUGACAAUACUAAUAAUAAAUUGGUACGGUGUAGAAA
Messenger RNA from Cydia pomonella (codling moth), 2760 nucleotides. RefSeq names its product probable citrate synthase 2, mitochondrial (gene kdn). The record is from RefSeq and is a predicted model, not a curated record. The transcript is spliced from 9 exons. Gene Ontology annotation, cellular component: mitochondrial matrix. NCBI's taxonomy places the organism in Eukaryota, Metazoa, Arthropoda, Insecta, Lepidoptera, Tortricidae. Gene Ontology annotation, biological process: tricarboxylic acid cycle; citrate metabolic process; carbohydrate metabolic process. Bases 115 to 1512 code for a protein of 465 amino acids.